Guyanagaster necrorhizus is the source of this 377-nucleotide messenger RNA. RefSeq lists its product as uncharacterized. The transcript is spliced from 2 exons. The record is from RefSeq and is a predicted model, not a curated record. Lineage: Eukaryota; Fungi; Basidiomycota; Agaricomycetes; Agaricales; Physalacriaceae. Bases 7 to 258 code for a protein of 83 amino acids.
CAUCACAUGCAGCAACUGUCCGGGAAAGCCGCCACACCGGUGCUCCUCGCCAGGGAGGAGUCCCGCUCCAAGGGGCUCCUCAAUAGUUUAUUCCACCUCUGGAACGUCUACAGAACGUGUUACCCGGCCAGACCUACUCUCGUUGGGUACGCCACGGUGCCGUACAGCAGCGCUCCCAUGCGAUGCGUAGAUGCAGAGCCGAAUGCGCUAAAGAAGGUAACCCUGAACACUAUUCCUGUUUUGUGGGAUAAUCGCUGACACUCAGUGAGGACCAGGUCCUAUGGCGAGACCAAUUUGUCCCUUCUCCUUUUCUGAAGCCCAGCGACACGCUCCAAGGAGUCAUUCAUUCAUACGCGGAGGUGCCAGCGAUGGGUUCA